Culex pipiens pallens (northern house mosquito) is the source of this 2965-nucleotide messenger RNA. RefSeq names its product bis(5'-adenosyl)-triphosphatase enpp4-like. The record is from RefSeq and is a predicted model, not a curated record. Bases 250 to 1923 code for a protein of 557 amino acids. The transcript has 4 exons. NCBI's taxonomy places the organism in Eukaryota, Metazoa, Arthropoda, Insecta, Diptera, Culicidae.
UCCAACAGGAGGAAAAAGGCAAAGUCAGACAAAAACACACAGUGCAAAACAAAACUAAAUUUUAUUUCGCGAAGAAAGAGCAAAACGCGUCAAAAGGUUGCAAAAUUCCGUCGCAAAAACGAUUUUAACAAUGUCGUCCAGUCACUGAGCGCGAAGGACAACGUCGCACAUCCCGGAACGGUCGUUUUUCGCGAAUUAAAUUGAAUUUUCCCCUCCGAAAGUGAAAGAGAACACAGAUUAGCCAGCGGAAUGAUUCCACGGUCCACGGCGAGGUCACGGUGGCUGGUGGUGGUGACACUUUUGCACCUGUUGGACGGAGGAGCCUGGUGCAAACGGGUUCGGGGGAACGACCCCGCGGACGAGACCGUGCUCAUCGUGGUCUCGUAUGACGCGUUCCGGACGGAGUAUCUGCGCCGCGGCAGUGCGUCCUACAUGGCGGAACUGGGCCACAACGGGACCUGGGCCGAGUACCUGCGGAACGUGUUCCCCACGAAGACGUUCCCCAACCAUCACAGCAUCGCGACCGGGGUCUUCCCGAAUCAGCACGGCGUCAUGGCGAACGGGUUGUACGACCAUGGCCGCGGCAAGAUCAACUAUUCGUACGAGCUGUUCCAUUUCAACGAGGAGCUGGUGCCGAUUUGGACGCUCAACGAGCAGCACGGCGGCCACUCGGGUUGCAUGAUGUGGCCCGGGUCGGACUUUCCGUACACCCGUGGGAACAUAACCUGUUCGCACCUGCAACCGUUCAAUCUGACGCUGCCGUGGAACGACCGCGUCGACACCGCCUUCCGGUGGAUCCGCGACCCAACCCGACCGGCGAACCUGGUCAUGUUGUACAUCGAGGAGCCGGACUAUUACGGGCACAUUUACAGCCCGGAGUCCGACCGGGUGGCCCAGCUGGUGGUCAAGCUGAACGAUCUUACGCGGUACAUCCACGACAAGAUUCGCGAGUUUGGGCUGGUCGAGCGGGUCAACGUGCUGCACCUGAGCGACCACGGCAUGGAUUCGCUUAUGCCGAAGAACUUUAUCAACCUGACGAGCUUCGUGCCCGCGGACAUGAAGUUCGACGUGUACGGAUCGACGCCGGUUCUGCAGGUCGUGCCCAAGGUGAAGCAGCAGACGGCGGAUUUGUAUCGGGCGUUGAAGAACGCUUCGGAGAAGAGCGGGAACUUUGACGUAUACACGCUGGAGAAUCUUCCGACGCGGUGGCACUUUAACAACUCGCAGCGAACCGGACCGAUUACGGCGGUGGCCAAGCUGGGCUAUGGCUUCGACGACAUGUGGGAAACGGUCGAGUACUACCGGAAGGCGUUUAACGUUUCGGUAACGUCCGAGACCAAGUACGGCGUUCACGGGUACGACAACGAGCUGCCCAUCAUGCAUCCGAUCUUCUUCGGGUACGGGCCGCGAAUCCGCGAACGUACCACCGUUGAGCCGUUCGACACGGUCGAUUUGUACUAUCUGUUCUGCGAGCUGCUGGGGCUGGAUGCGCCGUACUAUCUGGACGGAAAGCGGGAGCACAUCGUGGCCGUGCUGAGGAAUGACUCGCGGGACGACGACGAUGACGAUCCGAGCGGGACGUCGGCGAGGACGGUGACGUUGAUGGUCAUCUUCGCCGGUAGCCUUAUGGCCUCCUUCGGACUGGUCAGCAUGCUGGCGUACGUGGUCAUUUGGCGUCGACGCCGCCGGGAAAACCUCGUGCCGCACUAUCUGUACGACGAGACGGAAUCGUUUCUGGACGAAGCCAACAAACUGCUGCCGGCCGCCGUUCACCAACAGCAACAGCAGCAGCAACGUGAGCAGCAGCAGCAGCAAUCGCCACCGUCGCCUCAUAGAUUCGGGGGCCAGCGGAAUCAUCGUCAUCACCAUCAACUCACCGGAAGUUCGUCCAUCAACGGCGAUGUGGUUUCGAUCGAUGUUUGAGGCGGGUAAAACGGUGGCACGACUGUCUCCUAUUUUCUUUUCUUGUACAUAAUCGUUGUUCAUUCCUAGUGGUCUGUGUUGUUGAAUUAUUUGUUUUCUUAUUCUUACAAAUAUAUUUUUAAAGAAACUCAUUCAAGAUGAGUGAAACUUCUCUUAUACAAAAAACACGAGUAUUGUUUUCUGUUGGACAACACAAAGGACACACAUACGACAAAUAACCCUAAUACAUAUCAACACACAUGAAAAAAGGUAGUUCAGUUCAUUCACACAGCAAACGUAACGUUACCAAGGUUAAGAGUUCACACAAAUAUUUAAUAGAUAUCUUUCAUACAAAAUCAUAAAAUUAAAAAAAAAUGUAUGAUCAAAAUAAUACUUCUGAGCAGUUUUCUGGAAAAUUUGCAAAACAUUUUUUUUUAAAUUGGUCGAAGCUUUCAUUGAUUGACUCUACUGCGGAACUCCCACACAUUCCUAAUCAGCCUCCACCGGCGUGACUUACCUUGGCAUGUCGUAGAGUUGCGCCCAAAAGCCUUGCCGCUUCGAAAACUUCUUGCUAGCAGGUUCUCCUCGAGCUUCGUUCAUAUCUCGUGCCCGCAAAGAACGUCCGAAUUCGUAUAUUUUUUGCUAUUUAAAUACACUGAUAGUUCACAAUUCUACAUUUUCUCACAAAUUCGGUGUCUUAUCGCAGCUGACCUGUCCGGCUUGCUUGCUCUCCCGCUUGCUUAGAUCGUUUUUGAAUCUUCUGAUUGAUCUGUCAAAACAUAUAAACAAACAGCACGCAGAAAACGAGGGGCUUGCUUUUUUCGAGAAUUUUCCUCAGCUAGCCUACAAAACAUAAACAAAAUGAAAAACGCAGAUUUUCUAGAAAAUUGCUCCAAUACUCUGACAAUACAGUCGCGAAACCGCCAAAUUAGAAAGCCCCAUUUUAAAGCAAGUCAAAAUCAGUCAUAUUUUUCUAACCCUAAAACACAUCAUCACCCACGUUUGGCGGUUUCCGCUGAAGGCUCUUCCAGAUACUCUACUUUAAAUGCUAUUCUGAAAUAAA